ACCAGUGUACUAUGUACACCUGCAUACCUGCCUACUCACUUGGCCGCUUAUACGCCGUGUAUGACGAACGCUGUGUGACUGGAUUCGCAUUUCGCACUGAAGGACCACGCUCCCGUGGCUGGGCCGUUUUGUUUUUAUUGCGUGAAAAUUAAUGAGAAACUCGCGAGAAUGGGAUUGCCAAUGACAUGAGCAGAGUGGAUUGUAGAGUCGCUUGUACUGCUAUUUUCUUACUUUCUAUUUUUAUUAUUGAUAAGAUUUAGUUGUUUGCUAUGGGGUUGUAGCGUCUUGGAGUUUCCUCCAUUGUCUUCCCUGGUAAAGUGUGUUCAAAUUAAUGGACUUGUCAGGAUAUUAUUGAUCUGUCGUGGCUAGGAAACUUAUCAAAAGAGAGUAUCAAAAUAUUUUCUAAUUGGCUUAAAAGAGGUCAAGAGCUUAAUAAUUGAAUAGAGCUAGGGGUCGUUUUGUUGAAUGCAUGUCCAUUGGUUCAAAUAGGCUUGUUUGUUAAGUACUAGCUGUUAAUACAGACUAACAAAUUAUGACUACCAUCAAUUUCUAAAUAAUAAAUUGAUCCAAAAUGAAGGUGGCUAAGUAGCAUUUCUGGUACUCCGAUAGGAGAAUUUAAAAAAUGGUAGAGUGCAUAGGUUCUAACAGGUUUAUAGGAUAAUGACAUUUAAUAGGUAAUAAAAUAAAGAUCAGGUAUGUACAUGUAUAAUUGAAGAAAUGGAUUAGAUUUCGGUUGUUGGUACAAACAUUAUUUAAAAUUUUUGUGAUAACUUUAAGAUUCUUAAAAUAUAAUAUUUCUGGGAAAAAUAUCUUUAAAACCUCUUCUAUGCAUAAAUGUAAAACAUGAUUACACAAACAGAAUAGAAAGAUAAGAGGUCAAUGAUUUUUAGAAGAGCUGGAAAGAUGGUUACUUUUAAAAAUCGGUGAUUCUUCGCACAUUAGUAACUGGCAGAGAUUGGGUUUAGUACAUUACCAAUCGUAGCAGGUUUCUUUAUUUAUAUCCCAGGAUUUCAUGCUGGAAUGAAUGAAAAGUUUAUGGUUUGCAAUCAUGGUUAUCUGAAUGUCGUUUGAAAUGGGCAAAUAUUUGUAUGCAGAUAGAUAUCGUCAAUUUAAACAGAAAUAGACAAGUGGUGACCAAAGACUGUAAAGGCCUAAAAAUUCUACUGAUAUGCUGCAUGUUCCAUUCAAAAGGUUCAAAUGUAGAUGAUUUCAAAUGUAGCUUGAAAAAGGGAAAGAAAAUUAUACAUUACAGCCUCUAAAUGUGGAGUACUGUAUAGCGGUACCUGGUAGGGCCAUAUGGUUUCUCAAACAUGGCCAACAAUCAGGUGGAUUAUCAGUGGGCCUACACCAUAAUGGAUUCAUCCAGCGUAUCCACUUAUUUGAUAUCAAUCCUGCUGAUCGUUUAUGGCAGCUUUCGAUCCUUGAAUAUGGAACAGGAAGCUAGAGAAAGAGAAAAAGAAAAGGAGCGCGCUAAUCUCUUAACAGGGAUGACAAGUAAUAGCGCUACAGCAACCUCAGAGAAUCCUAUGGGAAAAGGAAUCCUGACUUUAGAUACAAUGCACGUUCUCUGUCUACCUCUUGGUGCUUCCAUAUCGCUACUUGUCAUGUUUUUCUUCUUUGACAGUAUGCAAAUGCUAUUUGCUAUUUGCACAGCCAUAAUGGCGACGGUAGCACUGGCAUUCCUCUUACUGCCUAUGUGUCAGUAUAUUAUCAGGCCGUGCACCGAUGGCAACAAGAUAUCGUUCGGAGUGUGCGGACGGUUCACGGGUGCCGAACUCCUUUCGUUCUCCCUUAGCGUGAGCAUAGUCUGUAUCUGGGUGCUGACCGGGCACUGGCUUCUUAUGGACGCGAUGGGUAUGGGGCUGUGCGUUGCCUUUAUAGCUUUCGUUCGGUUACCUAGUCUUAAGGUAUCCACACUUCUGCUCACCGGUCUCCUAAUCUACGACGUUUUCUGGGUUUUCUUUUCAUCGUACAUAUUCAGCACUAACGUUAUGGUUAAGGUGGCAACGCGCCCAGCCGAUAAUCCUGUAGGUCUGGUUGCGCGACGGCUACACCUGGGUGGUAGUGUAGCACGCGAAGCUCCAAAACUCUCGCUGCCUGGCAAACUAGUGUUCCCGUCGAUGCAUCGGGCUGGUCACUUCUCGAUGCUCGGCCUCGGCGACGUCGUAAUGCCAGGCUUGCUACUAUGUUUUGUACUACGCUACGACGCUUACAAAAAAUCUCAGCCACUGCCGGGUGGAUGUGAAGCCGGAGUCCCGCCACCCCGGCACUUGAAUCGUAUAACCUACUUCCACUGCUCGCUCAUCGGAUACUUUUUGGGUCUGCUCACGGCGACUGUGAGCUCUGAGGUAUUCAAAGCUGCCCAGCCGGCUCUUCUUUACCUCGUGCCCUUCACGCUGCUACCCUUACUCACCAUGGCGUAUCUAAAGGGAGACUUGCGUCGUAUGUGGAGUGAGCCAUUUAUAGUACAGCAACAGUCAAAGCAUCUGGAAGUUUGACAGCUAUCUACGAGCUUCUACGCUCAGUCAGAGCUGAUGCGUCUUACCAGAGAGAUCAUACUCGACGAACAAUUGGUUUUCUCCGAUUCUUACGGUUACUUUACAUGUAAGUAAAUUUUCGUUCGAGAUUCCUGAAGUAUACAUCCACCGUGUCAACAAGCAGUUUUCAGCGUUGCGUGUAUACCGCGUAAUGCAUUGUUUUUUAUUUUCCAAUCAAUUUGUUUUUGAUCCGUUAUUAAUACGGGAAAAGCAAUGCAAACUGCAUGUUCGAUUUUUUUCAGACACUUCGCAAUGAAGAAACUUAUUUAACUGUCGGAGGACCCGUAAGGAAAGAUAGUCGUGUGAUUGAAUCUCGCUUUUAUUAUAAAAUACUACUUUCAUUUUUUGUGCAAUUAGACCUGAGAUUAUUACGAAAAAAGGAAAGUAACUAAAAUCAAUUUUGGUCAAAGAAUGGCUAAGUAAACAAUGUUACAGAUCUGUUUGUAUAUGUAUAUACAGUGAUAUGUGUCGCAUAGUAAACAUUGAAUUUUAAGGUAUAUUACGUAAAAUAUACCUUAAAUGUAUAAUGUAGCUAUAUGAAAAUAUAGUUAAUGUAUUAAAUUUAUUCGUAAUAACUUAAUUGGUAUCCGUUUUUUUUUUGCGAUUUUUUUUAAUUAAUCUUAUAUUACAUGGCAUCACACGACAAUUUUAACUUACUUUUCUGCCGAGUUUAAAUAGUGCGAUGGAGAGGAAAGUAGUGAUGAAUGUGUCAAAAACGUGUAAAAUACUUUUCAUGAUUAGAAAUAGAUUCCGUUUUACUUACAGCACCGAAUGCUUUUUGUAAAAUUAUAAACAACAACGGGUUGCGUAAAAGCGCAUCAACAUAGUUUUUAUUUAUAAAAAUUAAAUUAUAAGCUUCGUCUACUAGUAUUCACUUUCGUUUAGUGGAAUCAAACGAACAAAUCUAGAAUUGUAAAAUGAUUAACGUUCUCGUGUCAAUUUAAACAAGUAAUUUCAUACUACGUAAUUUCUUCAAUGGCGUAUUUAAAGACAAAUGAAAUUAAAAUAUGAGAUUGUCACUUCAUUUAAAGACGUAGCGAAUGACGAUGCACUCGUAGAGAAUCUUAUAUAACAAAGAAACAGCCCGGUAAAAUCAACCUGUGUAUAGUUUUAUACAUGGGCAUGUAAAAUUAUUCGUGGUUGGAGUAUCAACUUUGUAUUGAUAAAAUGACAUGAAAAAAAAACUACAAAGUUCAUACGAGUAAUGACGUAAUAAUUUUAUAAAACCGGUAAUUUAGUACAUAUUAUAUCGUUGGUAUUUAAGAUUUUCACUAUCAAAUUCUAGUUCAAAAUCUCUAUCACUAAGUCCCUACGUUAUCUUUUAUUUCUCUAUAAAAUUAGACAAUUCUUGACUUGGUUAUAUUAUACAAAAAUUAAACUAUGGAACAAGACAAAUGAAAUACUGUACAUACUAUGUGACUCUAUAUCGUAGCAGGGAUUGUUUGUUAUUAAGAUGAUGCAUGAGAAUAAUUGUUUUUAAAAAUUGACUGAACGAAUUAUUAGUUUCCAAUUGUAAUUUUACUUUGAUUAAUGAAAGAUUAUGAAGCAAAAGAAUAUAAAAGUACAUUUUUUAAGAGAAUUCAAGUUUUGCAUCAGCGAGAUUCGUUUGCUUGCGAUUCAGUAUAAAGAAAAGAUCACUUUAUUCUUGUAAUCGGUCGCAAGGGAAAACGUAGUAGCCAGCAUUAAUGGAUAAGCUUUAUUGAGCUCUUGCUAUGGAUGGGCCAUCUUGAAGACUUUGUAUUUUAUUAAAGUGUAAGACUGAAUGAACAAAUUAAAAAUGAGAAAAAAUAAUACUAAUAGACGCACGCACCUUUCGACAGUUUUAUAUAGAAAAUUGUUGCUCACUUGUAUAAGUUCUUAAAGUAAGAAUAUUAAACUCCUAUCUAAGUAUAGAAAAAAUGUUAUAUUUUAUUGUUUAGUAAACGGAAUAUUUGUUACUAAUGCAGAAUCUAUAAAAACUGGAUGGACUUAAUAUUAAAAAGCAUGGUUCAUAGACAAAUAAAUAAAUAAAUAAACGAAAGGUGCUAUCGCCUAAAAUUGAAAUGAAAGAACAUAGAAAGGCCAAUGUUUGCCAACCAAACCGCAAUUAAAUUUUCACUCGACUAAUUUCAUUGCAAUUUUCUUUUAAUAAUCAUUGUAGUACAUUACUCUAACAAUGGGUUUUUAUGAUUAUAAUAUAAAUAGUAUGAGUUUGUAUAAAAGAGUUAGCUUAUGGUUAUUUCGGAGUGAUUCGUACGUCAUUUUAUAUAUUACUGUACCAUAUAGAUUAUUGUAAGAAUAUAGACAGAUGAGAUAAUUAAAAUGGGACACUGAUUAAAAAUAAAUACGUGCAAUCGUUUCUAGAAAAAAAUAAAACAAAUAUAAUGAAUUAUAGGUCUCGAGGCUUUCCAUGUUUGUUCUGCGAUAAACUACUGUACACCAUCAACGUUUGUUAUUAAAUUUCUCUACUUCCCAAUAUCGCGUAAUCGUGAUUCUCUUUAUGAAUGUAUAUCAUAAUAAAGCAAUGGGUACACAGUUGUUCCAGUCGGUAUAAUAAAAUAUUGUUCAUUUAAACUUAUUAUUCAAAUUGGCUUAAACUUGAACGUGAAAGAAUUUCAUAUUAAUAUUUGCAACUAUGUAUCUGAGUUUAGUAUGAAGCAUCUUUGUGAAUAUUUUGAGAAAAACCUGUAUCAUUUAAUCACUUAAACACUAUAUCUUUCUACUGUGCAAAAAAUACAUAUCUUUAUAAUGGCUAUAAUACUUAAAUAAAUUGUACUUGUGAAGUGCACAACGCAAAGAUGCUUGAUACUACAAUAUUUAAAUUAGUAUACAAAGUAUAACACGCUCCAAACGUUACAUUACAAAUGGGACAUGCGUACUUUUCAGUAAUUUGAAUAAUUCAAGUAGACUUUAAACAAUUUGAAAGUAUAUAAAUUCAGUGAAAUCAAUUAUUUAAGAAAAUGAGUCAACAAUCGAGUAAAUUUGUAGUUUAAGAAUCAUUUUUUUGCUAUUCAGGAAACUCUUAUGUCCUUAAACAAUCACGAAUUUUGUAUUGUGCAUGCCGACAGAUGUUGAAAUUAAUAACAAAACGUUAACGGUUCUAAGAGAGAGAGAGAGAGGGAGAGAGAGAGAGAGAGAGAGAGAGAGAGAGAGAGAGAGAGAGAGAGAGAGAGAAAUCAUAGACAAUUACACUGCUAUACCCUGUUGUAGAGCAGCAGUAGUAGUACUUCGUUCUUUUGUGCUUCGGUCAUGCAAACUCUUCCCUCUUUAUAAUUUCCCGUCCAUAGCACAAGCUAUUUUAUUAUUAUAUUUCAAACGACAAUUAAUACGUUUUAUUUGAACCGACUGAACCUGUCGGAUAAAUGCGUCGUGCUUUUAUUGUAUGCGUAUUUAUAAUAGCGAAAAAGACUUAGUGUUUUGAUUAUACGCAAUAAGUCAAGAGGAAUAUAUAUAUACAUAUAUGUGUGUGUUUUUGUCAAAACUGCCAGAUGAGCCAUUUUUUUUCCAUUAAACUGUCCUGUCAUUAAAAGCGUCGCGAACAAUGAACUGAUGAGAUAAUUAUAUAUACAUACAUACACAGCAAUCACAUAUAUUUAUAAAUAUAUAUAGUGUUAUCGUUUAUAAUUGGAUGUAUGACCAUGGCACGUUUCAUCGCAUAGGGUAUAUAAUUUACUUUGCUAAGUUGUAAAUACUGUCUGUUCAUCGCGUGGAUAAAACAUUUAAAAACUAGUUGCUUUUGUACAAAGAGCCGCCCGUAGAGAAAAUCCUUUACCCAAUGCGUAUAUAUAUAUAUACAUUAUAUAUAUAAAUAAAAGAAAAAGCGAUGAAAUCUUAUGUUUGUGUUCUCUUUAAAUUUCUAAGUUCGUAAAGUAUAUAGAUAAAAAAAGGAGCGAAGUACGAUUGUAGCUGAAUGAAAAUUUUUAUUGAAGUAACCGAGAAAGCGUAGCGAGAUUUUUAAACUCUUUGUAUUUAGGGGAGGGAGGGGGGAGAUAUAGUAAUAAAUCGUCGAUAUUAAUAUAUUUCUUUAACGUCAAAAUUCUCAGAAAGAACUCGAGUGAGCGGAUUUUUAUUCGACAUUGAAAGAUGCAAUUUCUUACGAAAGGCUUGUGAUACGUUUAAUUAUUUCAUUAAAAUUGAAACCUUGAUUUCAAUGUCGUUUAUAUAUUGUCUGAUCGAUUAUCUUCUAAAUUAAUCUAAAAAGUAAAAACGUGUAAUUUUCUAUUGCUUUGUUUGUAUUUCCACUCAUUCCAGUUCUCCCCUGCAGAAACUCCAUUUGUCUCAACACUGCGUUUCGUUGUUUAAUCAAGUUUUCGUUUACAGAUAGAAUAUUAAAAUAAAAGAGAAAACUCAGAAAAAGGAAAACCUAACUUACUUAAAGACCCUAUAUGAUUACAGCUACGACCUGUGAUAAAAUGAAAAAAAAAACUUGACAAGAACAGGUUUGAUAGGAAGGAUAAAGUGUUGCGUCUUAAAAACAAGGAUACAAUUAAUUAUUGAAAAACUAAUAUAAUAAUUAAUGUAAGAGCACUUUGCUUGUAUCGCUGCAAUUAUGGACUUGCAUGUGUACAGCCCUGUACAUUUUUAUAUGUAAUAAAAAAAGUAAUAAUAAAUGGCGCGACCUCCCCAGCAAACACUUUGACCGGGAGGACGUGUUCAAAAUGCAAAA
This is a messenger RNA of Nasonia vitripennis (jewel wasp), 7182 nucleotides long. RefSeq names its product signal peptide peptidase-like 3 (gene SppL). The coding region runs from base 1311 to 2498 and encodes 395 amino acids. Gene Ontology annotation, cellular component: cytoplasmic side of endoplasmic reticulum membrane; Golgi-associated vesicle membrane; lumenal side of endoplasmic reticulum membrane. Gene Ontology annotation, biological process: membrane protein proteolysis. The transcript has 7 exons. Lineage: Eukaryota; Metazoa; Arthropoda; Insecta; Hymenoptera; Pteromalidae. The record is from RefSeq and is a predicted model, not a curated record. Gene Ontology annotation, molecular function: aspartic endopeptidase activity, intramembrane cleaving.